Messenger RNA from Drosophila bipectinata, 3247 nucleotides. It is a transcript of the gene ken, whose product is annotated as ken and barbie. Gene Ontology annotation, biological process: regulation of transcription by RNA polymerase II. Gene Ontology annotation, molecular function: RNA polymerase II cis-regulatory region sequence-specific DNA binding; protein binding; DNA-binding transcription factor activity. NCBI's taxonomy places the organism in Eukaryota, Metazoa, Arthropoda, Insecta, Diptera, Drosophilidae. Gene Ontology annotation, cellular component: nucleus. The record is from RefSeq and is a predicted model, not a curated record.
AUCAGUGCGCACCAUGGGCCAACAGCCAUUCCACCACCAAUCGAAAAAAAUCGUUCAGAGAAGACAGACGUUUGAACGGAUGAUCCGUGCGCGCGUAAAUUGAAAGUGGAAACAAGCAAGAGAGAGCAACGGAUCCGAUCUCUCACUCUCGUGCUGGUGCUCGCGAUCGCGCUCGCGCCAGAAAAAGUUUUACCAAUCAAGUUUUUUAUUUCGCAAUAAAACAAAAACAAAAAAACAAAACUUCAACCUAGUUAAAGUUAAUGUUGCUGUUGUAGUGAACUUUUGUGCUGUGCAUGUGCAUGGAAAUUGGUAUUCGGUGUUGGUAGUUGUGGAACUGUAUGUGUUCGUUGGAUGGUUUCUUUCGUUGCGUCGCAGAGGAAGAAGAAAAGUCGCGUAGUGGAACCAGGAAAGCCCCCCCUCAAAAAAAAAUAAAAGAAAUUAUAUUUCCCAUCGAAAGUUGCAAAAUAUCCGAAUCCGAAAGUGUAUCAAAUAUGAUCAACAGAAACCUUUACAUUCCGAAAGCCAAGUGAAUGUUGAAAUCGAAAGUUGUGGGUGGUGACCAGACCAGACCAGACCAGAUCAGUAUGAAUAUAACCAAUAGAAAGGAUUAGAACGUGACUAAUACAACAAUCCGUGUAGAGAUCGUGAAAGUGUUUACCCACAGAUCUGCUUGGAUCUUCCCCACCCACCCACGAAAUUCGUUUUGGAUUAACUAACUGCUGAAAACAAACUUAAUGAAAGAGUUUCAAAGAAUGUUGAUGUUGCAAUAUAGCAAGCAUGGCGAGUGCAUACUCAAAGAAAUCGGAGCAGCCUUCAGAGGGGAGCACCCAGCAGACCUGACCAUAGUCUGCGAGAACAAAGUGAAGCUGCAUGCCCAUAAACUGGUCCUGGCAGCAGCCAGUCCUCUCAUCAGGACCCUCCUGGAGGACACCCACUUGAGCGACUGCUCUACCACCGUUUACUUUCCCGAUGUGAAUGCAACCUAUUUUAAAUUCCUGCUGGACUUUCUGUACUCCGGCCAGACUUGCAUCACAUCCAGGGAUGUGAACUAUUUACACGAUCUGCUGUUGCUGCUGCAAAUCAAGUCAGACAGCUGGAAGACCACCGACUCUGCCUAUCUGAACAGCAAGUGCGGCAGCCUGCGGGAGCGAGCGGACAGGCGGAAGCAGCAGUUCGCCUCCCCCCAAAAUCUGGAGCCCGAUCAGACGCUAAAGUAUGAGGUGGACAGCGUUGAUGAGUCGCGUCAUGCGGCCGAUUUCUCAGUUGCCUACAACUCGGGGGAUAACUGCGAGAGCGCCACCGAGUGCGACCGUAGUGGUGGCAUUCACAAGGACGAGGACGAUGACGACUGCACCCACAAGGACAACAAAAGCGACAAAGACACCGAUGAAAUUGUAAAUCUCUCGAAUGCCCCACCAAGCGGAACUAGCGGUAGCAACAGCAACAUCAGUAGCAGCAGCAACCACCACCACCAGCACCACCACCACAACAACAACAACAAUAACAAUAAUAACAGCAGUUCAGCUAUAAAUCCCGUCAACCUAUCACUUGACCUUCGGACGAAAAGCGAGAACUCCACAAGCCGAACCCAUGGAUCCGGAUCAGACCACAGUGGCAUCGAUCUGGCGGUGAACGCCAGCGAGAGCACAAAACGCAAAGGACUAUUCUUCGACUCACACAAGGACGUAAUGAAACCAUUAUCCGAUGGCUCCGACAUUAACAGCUCGCCGGAAAACUAUGUCGUUACACCGCAUCGAAAGCGACGGCCGGGAUUCCAUAACACACAGAGUGACAACCAACCGUUCACCUCGUACCAGCACAAUUUCCUCGAGGAGCUCCGUCUGGUCAAGUCAACGACAUCGCCCAUCUCCGGCUUCGGCUCGGAGAAGAACAUGUUAUCCCACCUGGAGGACGGAGCUCUAAACGGAGACACUCUGACGCCGGACCGAAAACAGCUAUUGGAGGCGCAACGGAAUCGCGCCCAGAGCCCAGAGAUGCCCAUGCAUCUGGGGCCGCAGUUUGUCUAUCAGUGGCAAUCGAAUCAGAAUGCCGCCAUGUCCGCAAUGCCCAAUCUGCAGUCGCGACUCUCUAGUCUGUCGCACAUUAGCCUGAACCUUGACCAUCCGGAGGGCAGAAGUGGUUCCGCUUCCGGUUCGGGAUCAGGAUCAAACCUUGCCGGCAGCAACACACACGCCUCGUCGGUGCGAGAGUACCGCUGCGAGUACUGUGGCAAGCAAUUCGGUAUGUCCUGGAAUCUGAAGACCCAUCUGCGUGUUCACACCGGCGAGAAGCCGUUUGCCUGCCGCCUCUGCGUGGCCAUGUUCAAGCAAAAGGCCCACCUGCUAAAGCAUCUGUGUUCGGUCCAUCGGAAUGUCAUUACCACAACCAACGGGGCGGAUACGGAAAAUCGUUACAGUUGCUGUUUCUGCUCCAUGUGCUUCGAAUCGGUCCAGGAGCUGGUACGCCACCUGUCCGGCCACCACAACAACCUGCUGCUGACCAAGAACCUGCGCGAAUAGCGAAUAGCCAACCGAUCAUCCGAGUAUCCGAUCUGUCCGAUCCGCCGGACGGACCACUGCAAAGAGACCUGAAUUUUAAAUAUAUACAAUAAUACAAUCGUACGGUAACAGUAACAGAUUUAAUUGCCUAUUGUAUAAAUAUGUAAAAUGUACAUUUAAAUCAUAAGUUUACCAACACAUUCACGCGACUCCGCUCGAUAAUAUAUAUGUACAUAUAUAUAUAUAUAUUUCACCUAACCAACGGCAUGGAGCUCCAGAUCCGAAUCCGCAUCUGCAUCCUACGAUGCGCACGGGAGGCCAAUCACGUUGUUUUCUCAUUUAAAUUUUAUUCGACAUUCAAUACUACCCCCAUUCAAUCAAUACUUCCACUACUACUACGACCCCCAAUCUUUUUAAAACGGCUGGUCCAUUUCAUAGUGGAGCAAUUAUAUUUUUAAGGAUAUUUUUAUACGCAAGGUAUUGUAAUUUCUAUUGUAUUUCCAAAAUGUCUUACAUGAACUUCAUUACCGAAAUUUUUGAAUACUUUUUUGACACACACACUUUUUUCAUGUUAAGAUUUCACACAUAUUCCCUCCUAAGCCGCCAAUAAAAGUGUAAAUUGUACAGUAUAAAUUGGCAUGCUCGCAAAACAAACAAACAAAAAAAAGAAAAGAAUCAGAAAAGCAUUUCCGUUUUGUUUAUACUUUUUUCAAGCAAUUUUUUAGAAAUAUAUUUUAUGUUAAACCGAA